Telopea speciosissima is the source of this 441-nucleotide messenger RNA. RefSeq lists its product as uncharacterized. Lineage: Eukaryota; Viridiplantae; Streptophyta; Magnoliopsida; Proteales; Proteaceae. The coding region runs from base 1 to 441 and encodes 146 amino acids. The record is from RefSeq and is a predicted model, not a curated record. The transcript has a single exon.
AUGAGAUCUGUAAAAAAUAAAAAAGAAGAAAGAGAAUCAGACUAUGUAAAUGGUGAUUUUAUAUUUCUAGCCAACUUCUCCAAUCCAAAUCGCAAGAUUGAUGUGAGGUUUGAGUACUUGGAAAUCGAGCUCUACUUCGACAGGCUUAUUGCAACUCAAGCCCUUCAAGCCUUCUCUUUGAGAGCUGGAGAUGUGAGGUUGGAUUUGGUUCAUAUGUUAACAAGUGAAGCUUAUUUGCCUCCAAAUAUGGCAUUUGAGCCCAGAAAUCAGUUACAGAGUAAUCGGAUUCGGUAUAAUAUAAGGGGAACAAUUAGAGUGAGAUUCAAUCUGGGCUUGACUCAUAUAUCUCAUAUAUCUUAUUGGCUUUAUGGGAGAUGCCAGGUUGAGAUGUCCUGGUUGCUCGAAGUUGUAGAAUACAGAGGUGAAGAUCCAAAUACAUGA